AUGAUGCUUGCUGCACGACGAUCAACAAAUCGUAUUGAUAUAUAUGAUAAUACUCCGUUACUGCAUCAGGAAUACGAUGCAAAUAUUAAUGUAAAAAGAAAUAAUCUUUUUUCUCCAUCACCACCACCCAUGUCCUAUCGGGAUCUACGUUCAUUUAUGUUAAAUAAAAGUAGUCCAUCAAAUUUUGUACUUAUACCUCAAUCAUUUAAUACAUCGCAUGAAAUAAAAAAUUCUUCGACUCCAGUAACAACAUCAGAAAAUCGUCGAAAAAGUGCACAUCGAAAAAAACAUAAACGUCACGGUGUUGACGUCUAUCGAUCACUUGUACGAACAGAUUCACGUUGUUCAGCAUCAUCUGAUCGUGAUAUAGCCAAUGAUGAAAUGAUCAUUUUAGCUAAUUCAUUUAUCAUUGAUCAUAUGACAGCAACACCAAUAAGUGGAUUUUUUCAUCCACAAAAUUUACCGAAUAUUCAAAAACAUCGUCUCCAUACUAAUCAUAGCGCUCGAAUAGGAAGUAGUCAUACAAAAUCAAGUUACACAUCAUCACCAUCAUUACGUAUUCAACAUUUGGGACGGAAACCAUCGGUGCCUCCAGAAGUGAUGCAUCGUACAUCACCUAUUGAUUUUCUAUACGAAACAGAUAAUAAAACAAUGAUGCCAUCACCAGCAUCAACAAUAAAAACAACAGCAGCAACAACAACAACAACACUGACGACAAUGAUUUCACCGCCGAUGCCCAAAAUACCAGACCGUAAACAAUUGCAUGUGUAUAUGCCACAAAUGCUUUCUUGUUAG
Molecule: messenger RNA, 795 nt
Organism: Rotaria socialis
Lineage: Eukaryota; Metazoa; Rotifera; Eurotatoria; Philodinida; Philodinidae
Source: the annotation of a GenBank genome assembly